This is a messenger RNA of Daphnia magna, 1479 nucleotides long. RefSeq names its product serine-enriched protein (gene gprs). Bases 172 to 1365 code for a protein of 397 amino acids. The transcript has 11 exons. Gene Ontology annotation, molecular function: protein binding. The record is from RefSeq and is a predicted model, not a curated record. NCBI's taxonomy places the organism in Eukaryota, Metazoa, Arthropoda, Branchiopoda, Diplostraca, Daphniidae.
CAAUACUCUGAUACGCAGUGUCGACCUUUGAGUCUGCGACUCAGUCGACGUUUCUCCUACACUAAAGACAUUGAUCGAUUUAGUGCUUGUUUUUCUACGUGUUUUUUUUCUUGUUUUGUUUUCCGUUUUUUUUUUUCGUCACGUAAAACUAGCCAGUAAGAAGUUAGAAUCAUGGCUGAAACGGCUCUCGGUGGUCUUUCGGUCAUGACCACCGGGCUCGGCGACGAAGCUGAUUUAAGCGUCUUUGAAAACAAGAGCGGAUUAGCAGAAGAUUUAAAAUUUUUGGCCUCCAUGCCUGAACUGUGUGAUGUGACGUUUUUAGUCGGUGACACUCGCGAGCCAGUCUGUGCUGUUAAGGCCGUCUUGGCCGCUAGGAGCAGAGUGUUUCAAAAAAUGCUAUACACCACGCCAAGUCCUCAACGGAAAAAAGAACCGAGCACGGGGCCAAACAAAUUGCGAUUGUUUCUCAAACGGAGUAGCGAACCUCUACUAAAUUUACAAAAUCCAACGGAAAAGAGAGGAUAUACCCAACAAUUAGCUUCCAUUCACGAGCCCGCUACGCAUACCCAUCAAACGCUAAUUGCCGAAGAAUUUGAGCCUGACGUUUUCCGGCAACUCAUUGAAUACAUUCACACCGGUUGCGUGACCCUACAGCCUAGAACAUUGCUAGGUGUAAUGAAUGCGGCUGAUUAUUAUGGACUUGAUGAACUCCGACGUUCCUGUGUAGGUUUCGUGCAAUGUUGUAUCAAUGUUGAUACUGUUUGCGCUCUUUUGGCCUCAGCCGAACGCUAUAUACAAUACAAAUGCACUAAAUCUCUAGUCCAAAAGGUAUUAGAAUUUGUCGACGAACAUGGGAAUGAAGUAUUGAAUCUGGGAUCGUUCACUUUGUUGCCGCAACACGUCGUUCGUCUAGUACUCUGUCGAGACGAACUCAAAGCGGAUGAAUUCACAAAAUUCCAGGCUGCAUUAAUGUGGUCGAAGAAAUACUGCGACAGCAAUCCCAACAUCAGCCUCAAAGAGACACUCUCAAACUUUUUAGAAUUCAUUCGAUUCCAUCAAAUUCCAGCCAAUGUAUUGAUGCGGGAAAUCCAUCCAUUAGGAUUGGUACCGGAUCACCUAAUCAUGAACGCGUUAGCUUAUCAGGCUGAUCCCACUUGUGUAGAUCCAGCCAAGCUGUCACCAACACCACAACGUGGAGGCAGACGGCGUUCUCAUGCUCGUUCAAUGUCGGUCCAAUCGUCACUUGACCCAUACGGAUCGUCGACGACGCUCAACAGUGAAAGCGCCUCCUCCGAAAUUGAGUCUAGUCCUCGUUUGAGUUCCGAUGGAAGUCGCGGUUCACCCUUGGGUCGCCUUUCCAAUUAAAUUAUAAUUGUUUUGUUAACCUUGUUGUUUUGUAUUUCGUCAAAAACAAUCUAAUUAUUCUUUCAAUGUAUCCUUGUAUCCGAGUCAAUACGUAAGUAUACGUUAUUUAAUUUA